Molecule: messenger RNA, 1485 nt
Organism: Ophidiomyces ophidiicola
Lineage: Eukaryota; Fungi; Ascomycota; Eurotiomycetes; Onygenales; Onygenaceae
Gene: ERG1
Product: Squalene epoxidase
Exons: 3
Coding region: 1-1485 (494 amino acids)
Biological process (GO): ergosterol biosynthetic process
Cellular component (GO): membrane; endoplasmic reticulum
Molecular function (GO): flavin adenine dinucleotide binding; squalene monooxygenase activity
Source: RefSeq, a predicted model, not a curated record
AUGCCAGCUUCUGAGAGCUCUGCCUCUGCCAUUACCUCUAAAGAUUCACUUAGCUCUGCCGCAAAGCAAUCCUGCGAUCUGCUGGAGGUACGGCGCCGCCUGCACCAUGAAGCCGAUAUGGUAAUCGUAGGGGCCGGAAUCGCCGGAUGUGCAGCAGCAGUGGCUUUUGGGAAACAAGGACGCAGCGUUAUAUUGUUAGAAAGGAGUCUGAAAGAGCCGGAGAGAAUAGUCGGGGAACUGCUGCAGCCCGGUGGCGUGAGGGCGCUCGCAGAGUUGGGUCUCGCAGACUGUCUCGAAGGCAUCGACGCUGUGCCUUGCUACGGAUAUCAGGUUUCAUAUCAUAAGGAACCUGUCGACAUCCCCUACCCACCUACUGCGGACGCGCCUGAAGAACGGCCGGAAGGCAGGUCGUUUCAUCAUGGUCGAUUUAUUCAAAAGCUACGAGAGGCGGCGAAGCGAACGCCUAAUGUUACUAUCUUUGAGACUCGAGUGACGGAGGUGGUUCAAGAUACGCAUGGCACGGUGCUGGGAGUGCAAGCAGAGACUGGGGAAGAGAAGAAAAAGGACUGCUUCUUUGGCAGUGUCACCCUCAUAGCCGAUGGCUUUGCCUCAGAAUUCCGCAAAAUAUAUCUUCCCAACAAGCCGUCUGUUCGAUCCAAAUUCUGGGGCCUCGAACUUAUCGACGCUGACCUCCCUCGACCUUAUCACGGCCACGUAAUACUUUCUAACGCCCCCCCGAUCCUCCUCUACCAAAUUGGCACUCACGAAACCCGCAUCCUGAUUGAUGUGCCAGAAGGCCACCCAUCUGCCCAGCCCAGCGCUGGCGGAAUAAAAUGGCACAUGCUGAAUGUCGUACUGCCGGAGCUGCCAGCUGGCUGCCAGCAGAGCUUCCGUGAUGCUGUGGCACGCGGUAGGCUCCGAAGCAUGCCUAACUCCUUCCUGCCAUCGUCAAUUCAGAAAACCCCUGGGCUGAUUAUAGUGGGCGAUGCCAUGAACAUGCGCCAUCCGCUUACAGGUGGUGGCAUGACUGUUGCGUUUAACGACAUUAUACUAUUAUCGAAGCUCCUAGCACCGGAUGUUCUGCCAUCCCUGGAUGAUACAGGCGCAGUUGUACAGCAAAUGCGACGUUUUUACUGGGGGCGGAAGCAUGGCUCCAGCGUUAUCAAUAUCCUUGCUAUGGCCCUCUAUGCCCUCUUUGCUGGUGAGGAUACCUCGCUCACGACUCUCAAAAAUGGAUGUUUCCGCUAUUUCCAGCGCGGAGGCCGUUGUAUUGAGGAGCCAUGUGGUAUGCUUGCAGGCCUGCGAAAAGCACCGUCAUUACUUAUUGAACACUUUUUCACCGUUGCAUUUUAUGCCAUUUGGAUUAGAUUGUGUGAAGCUCCUCUCUGGCAGAAGCCAUGGGUCCUGGUGGUUGAGUCCGUUGUGGUGCUUUGGAAAGCGUGCAUGGUUAUCGGUCCGUACUUGCUCUGGGAGGUCAGAGGAUAG